Marchantia polymorpha subsp. ruderalis is the source of this 1882-nucleotide messenger RNA. The record is from the annotation of a GenBank genome assembly. NCBI's taxonomy places the organism in Eukaryota, Viridiplantae, Streptophyta, Marchantiopsida, Marchantiales, Marchantiaceae.
CUGUCGAUCGGUCGAAACCAUGGACUUCGUAUUCGCCUGCAGCACUCGAGUGAAGCUUCUCUGUAGAUAGUCUUCGAUCUGCCGAGAAAUUUCUGUUCGAGUUGAAUUGAUAGUAGGUGAAAACCAUUACAAGAAGAGCUCUAUCCACGAUCGGGAGAUUUCAGGUUCUUCCUCUAGGUGGUUAGGUUACUCGGAACACACAGACAUUAGCUAGUCAGAACACUUGCAGGGAAGGAUGGUCGCCCACGGCACUAUCGACUUCCUUGGUGCUGGUGACGUUUACGAUCUGAACUAUGAGACGUUCAUUCCUGAUCAAGGCUCGAGCGUUCACUCCCCCUGCACGAAACAAGCUCAGAACGUCAGCGCCGACGCCUACUCCUGCACCAACAGUGUGGAAAACGAAGACAUCGACGAGUACGCUCAGGGGCUGUUUCAGAAUCUGUUGCCGAUGAAGCAGCAGCGGCCGUCGCAGCGCGAUGGUGACAGCACAAUCCACUCUCCAGCUUCAGAUUUCAGGAGUCGCUUCAGAGGGCCUUCUUUGUCGGAUUCCCUCCACCCCUGCACGCAGCUCGGAAUGCAGCUGUCGCCCGACAAUACUACGCUGGGGAUGAAGGCCCUGGAGGUUGAUCGAGGGAAUGAUUCAGUCAAUGCAUCAUGGGGCUCCAGCACUUCGAUCGGUCUCACGCAACCCGACACGGAGGUCAAUUCCAGCAGCACGGAGCAGAAGGGAGUGAAAUUCAUCAACAGCUGCACCUCGCCUCGCUCGGACUCUCCCAUUAUUCAGUGGAUCAUCGCGAGGCUCGAGGACUGGCAGCAGCACCUGAACCGCUUUCCCACCGCUUGCACGGCAGCUCAGCAUCUGCACAACAUCGCCACGGCCUUGUCUCAGCUGGAGCAAGAAGUUGGACUCAUCAGAUCGAAUCUUCUCGGUCGCAGUGCGAAAUCACAAGAGACUGAGAUGUGCACCGACAAAAGUAACGAGCCCUCUGGAGAUGACGAGCUUCGUUUCGAAGACUCCAAAGUCGCCGCUCGCUCCCUGAUCGUUCAUGUGCGCUCCAACACAUUCGUCUUCUCUCUCGAUCAGCUCUGUCACUACAUGUAUGAGCUCCCAGCUUGGACUAAAGCCAGUGUCCUGCCUCAUUCUAUCGUCUUCUGGCAUCACAGCCAGGACGAGCUUGGAUUCUUCAUGGAGAAACCAGACGCGUGCGCAGCUCUUCCGGAUGCAGAUCUUGCCCGACUCAAUUGCGAGGACGCUCACAAGUUCGUCAACACCGUCAACAAAGUCGAGGGCAGGACUAUAUUCCGCGUGCAAACCGCACUUGUACGAGAGCAAGUUUGUUCGGACGAAUCGGAAUAGGCAGCAACUUUGGAUGUAUCUCGUUUGAGGUCAAGUUUCGCUGGAAGUCAGCCAAGCAUUGCUGCUCGAUGGGUGUCACAGAAAUUUCAGCAAUUUUUAAUUUAUUUCCAUUACCGCAAAAUGUUCACAUGGAGAGAAGACAGUCUGUUCAGGAAAAUUUUAUUAUGGUGUCUGAUGUGCCGUGGAGGCUUUUCGAUCAAUGUGAAUAUUGUCAAACUUUUCGAUGACAGUCCGGUGGUCGGUAGAUUGAGCUCCUGUAAGAUCAGAAAGAUGAUCUUUGUGCCACCGUUAUUGUUUGGGACUUAUGAGAUCAGUGGUCACGGCUGGGUAUAUUGAACGGGGAUGGGAAACACCCGGUAGCAUUCAUCGCAGGGCAAUUCAUAAAAGCUCCGGGUCGAAACAUGCAGCACAAUGUAUGCCGGGGAAAAAUGCGUAUGUGUCCCAUGACAAUAAGUUCUCUUGUGACGAGUUGGCUAUUGUUCACAUUCGAAGAAAGUAAAAGUUCUGUUACUCCGCAUUAUUUGC